This is a messenger RNA of Malus domestica (apple), 3145 nucleotides long. The record is from RefSeq and is a predicted model, not a curated record. NCBI's taxonomy places the organism in Eukaryota, Viridiplantae, Streptophyta, Magnoliopsida, Rosales, Rosaceae.
GACGCCAUUGUGGGACACAUCCUCACGUUGUAAAAUUUUACUUUUAUGUUUUUCCGUUGUUUCAAAACAUCGACGCUGGGCCAAACUUUGAGCCGUCAUUUCGAUCCGUACUCAUGAAAACUGGAAACUUGAGCAGUACAAGUUGCCGUACCAAAGAAGUUGUGUAUCCGUUAUUCUCAAAAGCUCUUUCCUCUGCUAAAAACUGCACUGAAUUACACAAAGUCCACUCACAGAUUGUCACUUCAGGAUUACACCAUUCCGUCUUCUUCUCCGGCAAACUCAUAAGCAAAUAUGCUCAGCUCAGAGACCCCAUUUCCUCCCUCUCAGUUUUCCACCAAGCUCUUCCCAAAAGCAAUGCCUACCUAUGGAAUUCAAUCAUCAGAGCGCUUAUCCACAAUGGGUUUUACUCAAAAGCUCUUGACCACUACACUGAAAUGGAUAAAUUGAAUGUUCGACCUGAUAGGUAUACAUUUCCUUCAGUGAUCAAUGCCUGUGCUGCGUUAUGUGAUCUGGAAAUGGGCAUGAUUGUUCAUCAGCGUGUUUCCGAAAUGAGUUUUGGAUCAGACUUGUACAUUGGUAAUGCAGUGAUAGACAUGUAUUGUAGAUUUGGUGAACUUGGCAAAGCACGGCAACUGUUUGAGCAAAUGCCUCAAAGGGAUAUUGUGUCGUGGAAUACUGUGAUUUCGGGCUACAGUUCGAAUGGAUAUUGGGAGGGAGCUUUGGAAAAUUUUCGUAGGCUGAGAAUGGACGGGUUGUUACCAGAUUCUUUUUCCAUAUCUGGUGUUUUGCCUGCGUGCGGAGGCUUGGUUGAUGUUAAAGAGGGUUAGAUAGUUCAUGCUUUGGUUGAGAAGAUUGGGGUCCAUGCUGAUGUUUUAGUAAGCAAUGGAUUUCUUUCAAUGUACUUCAAAUUUGGUUGGUUAAAAGAUGCUCAAUGUCUUUUUGAGAAGAUGGUUGUUAGGGACUCGGUUAGUUGGAACACUGUGAUUUGUGGGUACUCUCAGUUGGGGUUGUUUAAAGACUCAAUAAAUUUGUUUAGGCAAAUGGUGAAUGAAUUUACACCUGAUUUGCUAACAAUCACUUCUGUUCUCCGUGCUUGUGCUCAUUUACAGGAUCUGGGACUUGCAAGAUAUGUUCAUGACUACAUGAAAAGAAGUGCUUUUCAAUUUGAUACUAUGGCAAAUAACAUACUUAUUGAUAUGUAUGCAAAAUGUGGAAACUUAUUAGCUUCACAAGAAGUAUUUGAUCAUAUGGAAUGUAGGGAUGCUGUGUCAUGGAAUUCAUUGAUCAAUAGUUAUUUUCUUAAUGGUUGUUCUGAUGAAGGGUUCAACCUUUUUAAGGCGAUGAAGAGUAGCGUGAAACCUGACUCUGUGAGUUAUGUGAUGAUACUGUCAAAUUCUACCCAGCUAGCAGAUGUGGACAAGGGGAAAAUGAUCCACUGUGAUACGGUAAAAUUGGGAUUCAAUUUAGAUGUUAUCGUCAACAAUGCUCUUGUAGAUAUAUAUGCUAAAUGUGGCAAAAUAAAGGAUUCGCUACUAGUAUUUGAGAAUAUGGAAGUUCGUGAUGUAGUAACAUGGAAUACCGUAAUUGCUGCUUGCAUUCAUUAUGACGAUUGUAGUUUAGGGUUAAGAAUGAUUCGUAGAAUGAGGAAUGAGGGAGUGAUGCCCGAUGUGGCCACCAUGUUAGGUAUCUUGCCUGUGUGUUCCUUGUUUGCUGCAAAGCAACAAGGAAAAGAGAUCCAUGGGUGCAUUUUAAGGUUAGGAUUUCAUUCAGAUGUCCCUGUUGGGAAUGCACUAAUAGAAAUGUAUUCUAGCUGUGGUAGUUUGGAAAACUCCAUACGAGUAUUUGAGCAUAUGAGAAAGAAGGAUGUGGUGACAUGGACCUCCAUGAUCUCUGCCUAUGGGACAUAUGGUGACGGAGUGAAAGCAGUAAGAACUUUUGCAGAAAUGGAAGCAACAGGUGUCCUUCCUGAUCAUCUUGCUUUCCUUGCUGUCAUAUUUUCUUGUAGCCAUUCAGGUUUAGUAGAAGAAGGUAUGGCUUACUUCAACCGGAUGAAGAACUGCAAACUUGAACCUAGGAUCGAACACUUUGCUUGUGUAGUUGACCUCCUCUCACGGUGUGGCUUAUUAGCUCAAGCAGAGGACUUUAUCCAUUCAAUGCCAAUGAAGGCAGAUGCGAGUAUAUGGGGAUCUUUACUUAGUGCUUGUCGAGCUAGUGGAGAUACAGAUAUAGCUGCACGUGUCUCAGAACAGAUAAUUCAAUUGAAUUCUAAUGAUACAGGGUAUCAUGUUUUGGUCUCAAAUGUAUAUGCUUUAGGGAAGUGGGAUCAAGUGAGAAGAAUUCGGAAAUGCAUGCAAGCUAAAGGACUCACAAAAGAUCCUGGAUUUAGCUGGAUGGAGAUUCAAAAGAAAGUCUGAGGAUAGUCCCUCUUAAAAUUGUAUAGAGGUCAAAACGUUUGUCGGGGCUACUUUUGGGUUUGUUGGGAAAGGAAGAUAUGCUGAUUUGCAACUUCUCCCACCAUGACUUCGGAGAUGGAUGAGAAAAAAGACGUAGAAAAGGGGAGGGCUUGCCAUGGAAGGUCCAAUGUUCGAAGGAGAGGGUUCUGAAUUUAGAGCAGACCCGAAUUCACUGAUCCGAGAGGCAACACGAGGAUGUGUCGCUCGCAGAUAAUGUGAAAUUCUCAAGAGGAUUUAUGCGAUUCUCGGGUCCAGGCGUCCAUAUGAACAAUCUCUCCAGCUCACUCUACAGAGGCUAACUACUGCAGAACCUGAGAUUGCAGACGCUAAGUGGAAAGCUUCUAAAAAAGUUCAAAAUUUGGCGGUAAUGCCGUUGUUGACCGACAGUCUUGACAGCCACAGUUGAACACUCUGAUAGUAAAACUGAAUUCUUUUCAGCCAUUAGUCAGUUCACUUGGAUGGCUCAGAUUUUACCGUUGUAAAUUCCUUUUUUUUUUCCAAAAAUCUGGCAACUCAACAUUACUAUUUUGGAAAGUUAGAGCUAGAUUCUGAAGGUCGUAGGGUAUAAAACCAGAACCAAGUCUUUGAAGUUCCGCAUUUUGACCCAAUGUCGGGAGAACCUUCCUAUUUGAAUCUGCUCCUUCUACCUUGUCACUCUUUUUCGUGAUCCAAAUUACAAUGUUGCUUGACAA